This is a messenger RNA of Xyrichtys novacula (pearly razorfish), 23982 nucleotides long. The record is from the annotation of a GenBank genome assembly. Lineage: Eukaryota; Metazoa; Chordata; Actinopteri; Labriformes; Labridae.
CUGGCAUAAAGUGUGAUCACUUUGUGGCCCACUGUUGGCCAGUUUUCAAUCCAGAUGCAGCAAGAACUCAUAGUUUUGUUUAAGUCACGAAAGAGAUGUCAUGUCAAACUAACAUCACACAACUGUUAGCAAGUUUAAGCUGAGCAUUUGGACAGUGAGCUUGUUCUGAUGUGUUUGAAGUAUUAGGAGAAACAUCAGCACGAGCCACAGAGAGGUCAACACAUGUGGUUAUUUAUCUCUCACAAUGUGCACAUCUCUUCUGUUCACUCCCAUAUAUCCAUCUCUCACAUAUGGAAAGAUGCAUGUUUCAAAGUCCUGAGUGCCAGAGGAUGUUUUCCUUUUUGGGUGACUAAUUAUGCGUGUUUAUGUGCACUGUGGGGUGUUAGACUAGGUGUGACAAUUAACUGCUGUCCUCCCAGGGGUCAACAGCUGCACCAAAGUGUUGGUAUGCAACAGCUGGGCAUUUUAGGGAAUAAUUGACGGGGUUUCUAGAGUUUUCAGUGUUGUAGGAGAUCAGAUAGAAGAUGAAAGGAUCAGAAGAUGUGAUCCACAAUGGAGUAGUUGAAGCGGAGUGUCCUUGCUGGUAAAACCGUCUGGUAUAAAAGGUGAUUUAUCUUUCAUCAACUACUAACAUAAAACUUCUAAAUGCUACCUCAUUUUGGGAUUAUUUUUGGGCAACCAUAUAUCUGAUUCUUGUCUUUUUACAUUAGAAGAAGGCACACAAGGAUAUCUCAACUCUUGUUGAUACUGUAUACUUGUUUUUUCUAACUUCAAUACUCUUUCAGAAAAACAAGGAAAACUGAAAUGAUUUCUUACAGUGAAAAAUAAAGUAAAUCUUAGUAUACGCUUUUAUUGUGAAAGGCUUAAGCUUUUUAAGCUGUAUUUCCAUGAUGCGAUUCAAUGUCUAUAGUAAUCUACAUCAACCAUAUGAGGACUAAAUACUUUUGUGAAUUAAUAAUUUCUUCAUGUCUGCCCACAUUUUAAUCAAGGAGAGGCUCUUAAGAAGGUUUAUGCUGUAUUUGUGUGUCCAUGCUGCCCUCUAGUGGCUCAUCUUAACAAGACAACUCCACACAGGUCUGAGUAAAAUGAACAGAAACACUUUAAUUUCACUCUUGUUCAAUCACAGACAAAAUCCCUCUGAAACUGUUAGAACUGGGAUUAAAAACUGGUCAACGUCUUAGUAUGUGUGUUGAAAAACAACAAUUUCAGGGUCCCAUUUACUUUGGUCCAGAACAAACCCUUCAUGAGAACAGAACAGGUGUGCCAGCUGUGGCUUAGCAUAUCCAGGUCAUUGAAGUUGCUCUUAGUUUUUCUCACAGAGGGAAUAGAGGAGCUCAAUCUGCUCAGCAUCUCCGAACCCAGGCCUAUUGGAGAGGACAGAACUUUAACAUUAAACACAUCUAAACCCUGUAGCUCUAAAUGGCGUCGCCACAAGUCUUUCUUAAACUAUCUGUAAACAAAGCCAACUCAAACCAGACUGCCUUUUUCCAAACUAUACUCCAAUUUUCUGAAAUAACAUGUAAAUUUAGCUUUUCUUACUAAGAUCAUAUCCAGUCUUUGUUGACAGACAAACCCCCAGUAUUUGCAGUUUUCUCACCGUCCUGGUGUCUCCAGUAUCAGAGGGAUGUUGUCCAGUCUGGGCUCAUUGACAAUGUCCCGGAAAGCAGAGAGUCCAAUUUGGCCUUUGCCGAUGUCUUCAUGUCGAUCCAGGUUGCAGCCAAGCUUACCUGAGGAGAAAGUGGAGAUGAUUGAGGAUUUACAGAACAGAGUUUAACCCUUCAACGACAGAAUGACUAUACAUCUCAAUGACCAGCUGAGAUUUCUGCUGUACCUUUAGAGUCAUUCAGAUGGAUGGCUUUGAGGUAAUGGAGCCCCACCUCCUGAUCGAACUCAUUGAGCAUGGCCUUCACUCCUCCCUCUGCAGACAGGUCAUAUCCUACAGAGACAAGAAACUACGCUUCAACACAGUGACGAAAUUAUGAGAAAUUCCCCUUUUUAAUGGAAGCUUAUCUUUUAUGGAUCCUAUUUAAGCAGUUUUUUAAUGCAUAGCUUAUUAUUUUAUUAUGUGUGUUGUGUAUUAACUCUUAGUGUGUUUAUAGAGUGCACCCAAGAUUUUCAGUAACACAAAGUGGUGGAUAAUGCGGCCCAUUUUGCUUCCUAACAUGUCUUCAUCUUGUUAAUUGUUGUUUCUCACUGUAAAUAUAAACAGUUGAAUUAUAAUUUUUUAAAUUUGACAUUAGUAACCCCGCUUGGAGUUGAAAUGGCACCUCCAACUGGGGUGGGGUAACAAAAGGAGCAGAUGGUGAAAUCUGUGCACAACAAUUAAACAGGUGAACUCACAUCACCAAAGAAUGGCCAUUUGGGAAUGCAACAUAAUUACCUUUGUGACAGUUUUGAUAUUUAAAAGGUUUUAAAACCACAUGAAAAGAAGCUUCACUAAAGCUGAGUGAAAAGGUUUUGUUGAUGGAUUAGAGGAACUGCAGUGAAAGACAGGGACUCAACUCACAGGUAAAAGUUAGACAUCAAUCCACCUAGAUCAUCAAAAAGGGGAGAGUUUCUUUAAAGGAAUCACAAUAGCGCAGUCCUAAAAAUGUGUUUUAUUCCUGCCAAAAGCAAAACACUAACAGGGUGAUACUUGAAGAGAAGCUGCUGUUUCACAUGCAUGUCAGUCAGAAUAUAAAUAGUCAGAGUUGUUUUGGUAUUGUAAAUGUUUAAGAGAAAUGCCUCGACCAAGCUCUUUGAAAGUAGCCUACCUUCUAUGACAGGCUUUAGAAUGAUAAAAGAGAAAAGGUUUUAACUUCUGCCGUUUAAAAGGUCCGACCAAAUCUAACCUCUAGUGCUGCUCAAGGGUAAAGGAUACUCUCUCUGUUAUUUUGUUUUAGUUUGCUUUAUUAACAUACAAGACCAUUUAAGUUAGUUGUAUUUUUGUAAAGCUUCAUUUUUGUUUUGAUUUCAGGUAAAAAAGGUUUUUGACAUUUUGGUUUUGGUGAUUUCGUAAGUUUUCAUUCACAAUAUAUUUAACUGAUUUCUGAUGUUUCUGUGGAGCAAACUCAUCAGCCUCAGGUUUCACUCACCUGCUGCAAAUGCAUGGCAGGUGUCCAGACACACACCCACUCUGCUCUGGUCUCUCACUCUGUCUAUGAUGCUCUUCAGCUCGGCGAAAUUACCGCCAACCGUGCUGCCCUGACCACUCAUGUUCUCCAACACUGACCACAGAAAGAAAGAAAGAAAACAGAGCCGUCAGAUUAAAACAGUUUGUCUCCUGUGUGUAUGACAUACCUGACACACGUCUGUUAUUGUUCUAUCUGUUCUCCAUUCCUAAAGCAUAGCCUGGGGCAGAUUCUGCUUUGGUGUUUUUUGCAGGAAGUGUAUUCUUGUCACUCCAGUGGCAUUUGGGGUAUGUGAGUCAAAGCGUCUGUGGUGUGUGCCGUGAAUCAUAAAUGAUGCAACACCAGUGAAAAGCCUGCAGACAGUUCUGCAAAUUGAAAGUUAUGUAUUAACACAAAAGGUCAAGUGGUCAUGUAUAAGUUAAUUGCACUCAUAUUUUUUUUCUUUUCAUAUGGUAGUGAAAUAUUAAAUCAUCCUUGAAUGGGGUCAAAAUAUGUUAAAGCUUACUGUUAUUAAUUUAAUGUAGAGUGAUUAACCCACCAAUUGUGAUUUUAAUGACAUUAGAAUUUAAUUUGUGUGCACUGGGAUGGCUGUAUAAGUUCUUCUGUUACACAAGAAUUAAAAUCCUCGGCACAUCAUUGUCUCGCAGUAUAGGCUCCUCGUUGUUAAACAAAUACUGAUAGUGAAAUUAGUAUAGUAUCUGCAUAUAUAGUUUGUUACUGUAGAGCUAACUAGUGCUGGUUCUCAACUCUAUCUUUGCUAAAAAACCCUUCUGUGUUCAGCAUAUGUAACUGUGUUUUAUACACCCAAUUCCUUUGCUACAGCACACGCUAUUCAGUGACUGUGCAGGCUCAUUUAACCCCCCAGUCCCUGCUCUUGAAAGCAGUUUAAGUUUUUGCUAGAGCUGACGCACACUGCUAAUUUAACAGAAUGUGCCUCAUCAGAGUAGCUGCCCUUGUAAUUAUGUGAUGCAGAUGUCCCUGAACGAAUUUCAGAUGUUUCAGUUAAAGGGAGAGGGAGAUUUUGUUAACAGUACAGCAGAUGUAAUUUAGCUGUCUCCAAAAAAUAAAUAAAUAGAUUUAAAUGGUAUUUUUAACACCACAAAUGAACCAUGUACCCCUGAUUUGUGCUAACACUGUCAACAGUCACUUCCAGAUAUUCUGAGCUUCAUUUGAAGAGCUUUAUCAUAUGUUGUGGUUACCUGUAACCACAGCAGGUGUUUGCUUGUGGGCAUGGUUAAUGGCUCCUGCUAUCUUUUCAACACACUGCUCAGUGGUGAUGGAGCCCAGGGAGGAGCCGGGGUGGAAGUUGUAGAGGUUUAGGCCCAGGAGGCUGCAGCGGUUGAGCUCAUCCACCAGCAAGGCCUGGCUCUUCUCAAAAACAUCUGGAUACAACAUACAAAAAAAAAACCAGAGCGGCUGGUUGACAGGAGGCGUUUAUCAGAUGAAAUCACCAGUGCAAGACAAGGGCAGGUAAGUCAGCGUGGAAGACACUCAGGGACAACAUGUGAAGGAGACAUCCAUCAGUUUCUAACACACCCUCUUUAGGAGAUCCACAGUUCAUGAGGUAGGACCCAUGGGGCAGGAUGUGAGCAGGGUCAUACCCCUGGAGGGAGCAUUGCUCUCGAAAUUUGUCAGCAGCUGUCUGGUCUAGUGCAGGUCUCUUCCAAGAGCGCUGGGAGCCCAGAAAGAGAGCGAAGCUGCUGCCACCCAUCUCUGUGCAGGAGUCCACUGCUUUCCAUACUCCACCUGGAGACACAAGAAAGAGGCCUCACAAGAACUGGGAGUGAGUGUUAAUUAAAACUGUUUUCACCAGAAGUACGCAAGACUUUUAAUUCCAGGAGCAACUUUUCAUUUAAUUAGAAGGUCAUUUCCAACCUUUUGUUGCCCACAUCCCCACCCUUUACCCCGAGACCUAAUGAUUUGGGUAAAUAUUUUGCUGUCAUUGAGUCAUUUCAGCACUAAAAAGUACAGUGUACUUAAAGCCCAAAGAAUCAUGAGAUAUCUUAGACAUUUCUUAAGGAAUCUGGAUCAUAUCUUCAGCAUAUGUGAAAAGGUUUUCAUAUGCUUUGAGUUUUGUCAAUUACUAAGCAGGAUUUUUUUUCAUGUUAUAUGCAUCACAUGUUAGAGACACGUUGAAUUAAAGUGGAUCCAAAUAUCUUCGCAUAUCUUGGAACACAUGGUUUUAUACAUGGCAUACUGUAAGUGCUGCAUGUGCCAACCUGUAAGACUGUGACUGUGAUUUUUAAUAUGCAACCAUUGGAGCAAACUUUCUGUAGGGUCAAAUAAAGUUAACAAGACUUAUCCCCACUUAAGGAACCCUCCAAGUCCCAGGAAAAAGACUGCAGCCCAAAGGGAGUUCACAAAGAUGGCACUAACUCUUACCUUGAAUGCCAACAUGAGCUCCAAUGUACUUCUUACUCCCACGCUCCUUUCUUCUCUUGUCACCUCUCUCCUCAGCUGCCUUAACCUCCUCCUCCUCCCCUUCUCCUCCCAAAGCCUCCUCGGUUUUCCUCUUCCUUGCUCCCCUUUUUUUCGGACCCAUGCUGUCAAGUGAAAGCCCUGAAAUCAGAAUCUGUCCUAAUGGCUGUGCGAUUUCUGGUGACUUCAGCUGACUUUGAACCCGUGUUUGUUCAGUCUGUAAUGCUGUGAGGCGUGCACAUAUGUGAUUAGCGUGACUGCCCAAAGUUUAUGAAGGUCAAAAUGUGUCUUUUGUGCAUCCCUCCGGUGUGAAACAGCCAGUCAGAGAGCUUCCACGCAGCUGCCCAUUGGAGACGCUUCAUGCUGAGCAGCAAAAUGGCCGCCCGUCAACCGACUGACUCCACAGCGCUUUGAAUUUAAACUCUUGUGCACAUUAGGGUUUACACUAUUACAACCUUAGUACUUAUUCUCAAACCAGUAGCUUACUGCGCGUGUAUUUUCAUCAUCUGCCACUUACUUGACUCUCUGCUCAGGCGUCGCUGUUCCUGUAGCCUCGACGAAUGCCUCAAAAAACCGCACUAAAGCACUUUAGCUAAGCUAGCUAGCACGCUAGCUUUCUUCUUCAUAUGUGAUUCCUGAGGUGAGUAACGUAACCUUAAGAUUGACGAAACAACGUCUGUGAGUUUUUAUCACAUAAUGUUUGUGCGUGCGAAAUGAGAGCCAUAUAUUUGUCAUUUUAAUGUCAUGCCACUGCGUAUUAACCCAGCUAACACAGUUAGCCUGGCUACUUGUAGCGUGUGUAGCUGGUAACUUAGCUUACCCAGUUAGCUGACGCGUAAAGCUUUGACUCUCAGGUUAGUAAGUGGCCCGCUGUAUUUGCCUUAAAAGUCAAUACAUGGACUAGACUAGUUAUCUAACGUACAGGUGGACAGCUGGUUGAUCUCUAAACACUGACUUGUUCUUGUAAGCAUUGGUCUGUUUCUGCGUAUUUUACGCGUACAGCCAGAAACCACUCCUUAGUUUUGGAAAUUGCUGUUAACUUGUCGUUACUAACUUUGAUUGACUCGUUUGCGUGGUUGUUGGUUAACUCUUAUUCUCACCUGCUUUUGUCGGUUUAGUUUAAACGACUUUGAGCACCUGUCUCGGGUCUCAGAGGCCGCUUUACCAUCUACAGCCUCAGAAAGCUCACAUACUCCGGUGCCUGGUUUAGUGCAUAGCUAAGUGCUUAGCUUAAUGAAAACAGGGAUACAGUAUCAUGAGCUGUCAUAGUUCAUAUCUGUGUUUUGAAUAUAUGGAAAGAGCUGAAUGUAUAACUGAAAGCUCCAUAUCAUGAAUAAGCAGGUCGGAUCCGUCAGGCCUUCGGUCCAAAAUGCUUCUGGAAGGAUAUUUGAUACGUCGGCCUUGAAAUCCUGAGAGUAUAACAGCAGUUAAUCAGAAACGAAACUAACCUACUUUGUCAAGGCUUAGCAGCUGGUUUUUAAAGCUCAUGUGAGGAAUUUUCAACUGGUCAUUAACCAGACUGGAAUUAGGGUUGUUUUCAUUAUAUAAUGCACAAAAGCAAAAAAGACCAUCAGCAACAAGAAUGACUAUUUUAAUGAAGUGAUUUUUUUAAAUGCAAGAGAGUAGGUCUGCACAGACAAUUCUCAGCUCAGAAACUGUCUAUUUAACAUUUUUCUGCAGCAUAUGUUAACAGAAAGUGACAUAUUUGAGUAUUAACAGAAAGCUGGAUUAGAUUUGUUUUCAGAAAACACUGGUUACAUAAAUGGACUGGACAAAAUCAGCAAAGAGAUGAGGUUUAACUUAAAGUAACUCGCAGGAUCUUACAGUAAUGUUUGUCAAUUAUUUGUUUCUUUUCAAAUUAAUUCAUUGAAACCAACCGAUAAAGGUGAUUUACCUUUUAAAAUGUAAAGCAACAGGUCUUAACUUUUGGGACAAAACAACAUUUGAUUCUACUAUAAAAGAUUAAUGUAUUGUUUGAUGAUGUUCAGGAUGACGGUAGUUUUGCCCCCUUUCCAUCACCUGUGCUUCACAAGUAUUGCAAAUGGCUAUUUUGCAGUCUGCACCCAAAUACUUCAGUGGAACAGACAUGUUAAAGCUUGCUGUAGGUGCAUUUACUUGAUUGGCAUCUAUGCAAAAUAGCACAGCAGUAAAUAUUGGCAGUAAUGUUCAUUUGCUGAUGUGAUAAUGAACUGUUUAAGCUGUAAUCUGCCAAUACCAGUAUGUUGUAGAUAAUAUCAUACAUCCUUAUCUACCGACAUGUAAGAUCCUAGUCAAUCACUCAGUGGAUUUGUUCACCCCUCAUUUAUGGGUGUCUACAUGAAGAACCUGAUGUUAAUGCUAUAUUUGGUGUCGUUGUUGGUUUUUGUCCUUAACCUGGUAGAAACUUGAAGAGCUGGUUGAACUCCAUUUUGGAAAAUAAUUUAAGCAAAAGCAUGCUGUUGGUCACUGGCAUUGGUCUCCACAGCCACUUGCGGAAGCAGUAUUACUGCUGAUCAGAUGAGCAUAUUGAUUCCAUGUAAAUAAUCUAGAUUGGUUGAUCUUGCUAGUGUGAUUACUCUACAAAUUCAGCAUGCUUAUUAAUUACGGUAUUUGUAGCCAUCAUGGCAAGGAAUAUCCUCAGUUCUAGCGCCUGAUGGCUAAUCCAACGUGUAAAUGGUGCAGACCCAUGGAUACAUUGUUGGGAGCUAAUAUGGUGAUGAAACAAAUCAACAAUUUUUAUUUUAUUUUAUUUUUCUUUCUAAGAAGAAAGGAGAAUCAGGACAGGAGCAGUAGUUCAUGGAAGACAAGAAAAGGAAAAAGGACGAAAAAAGGAAAAGGGAAGCCUCUCAGAAGGUAAGCAUAUUCACAAUGACUAGUAAGCAAGAAAUUGUGUUUUUUCUUUUUGUUAGGAUAAUAAUCAAUCAAUGUUCUUCAGGAUUAAUCAUCUUGGAGGAUUAUUCUUUCUAUAAGACAAAAAGAAAAGAUUUUCUUGCUCUGAAUAAAUUCUGGGUUGUGCUGUUGUAAAUCAAAUAUGUCUGCUAGUUUUGGGUGAAUUUUGUAAAAGGUGACAAACCUCAACAACUACUUGUUGACCAGUAGUAAGAGUGUGGGGUACAAUAUUGAUUCUUGCACGACUCGUCCUACUGUUGGUUUUUGAUUAAAUGACAGCAGUUGCAUUCUUGUAAACCUCACAUCAUCUUUGGUUCUGUACUCAAGAUUUUAUCUUAACGUUGCAAGACUUUUUGUUCUGAUGUUGACACUUUAACGUGUGGAAAUAUUUUAUUUCAUAAUAUCCUUAUUUUUAUGCUUUUUAUGAAUAUGUUCUAAAAAAAUGUUUUCUGUAAUUUUAGGUCACAGAACAGAAAAACAAAGGUAAGCAUGUUAAUAUUAUGAUAAAGAUGUUGAGGGUGUGAAAAGUUUAACUGAGCUCAUCAGUCUUAUGAUAUUCAAUCUUUCAAUUUUUACCUACAAUUAGCUUUUUUUGCCAGUUGUAACUUGAUGAAAUGUAGAGACUGUUAGAGUUCAUUUUUGCCAUAUUAGUCCUCAGGCCCUGGAAGCGUUUGAUGCGAGAUAACACUGCAUGACUUGUCAUAAAAUUUAAGAGUCUGCCAAGUAAAAAUGCCUAGGGCAGUAUUCAUGAAGACAAUUCAUCUCCAUCAGGGAAGUCUUUGUAUUUUCCUCGCCUACCUUGUAAUCUUUGUUUCAGACAUAUGCUUACCGCCUUAAUUCUUUGAAUAUUAUUUGUGAACUGAAUCCUUUAAGUUGUUUUUUGUAAAAUGAUGGAUAAUCCAUCAACAUUCUUCUCUCUCUCUUACCAUUCUCACAGUGCCAGACUUGUCAAAACCUGCGUCUGCUCAGUCUCCUGCCACUCAAAGCAGCUCUGCUUCCCCCAGCCCUGGACCCACCCCCUCUGCCUCCCCAUCCCCAGCCACCUUGGGCCCUGGCAGUGCUGCCAACCCGUCACAGGGCGGCAACAAUGCCAAGCGCCUGGCGGUGGCCAACGGACAGCCCACCACCAACACCAUUUCUUCCUCCACCGCUGGCGGCCCCAGUGCUUCUGGAAACAGCAGUGCAGGUAGCGGAGGCGGAGCCCAGGCGCCUCAGCAACAACCGCGCUACAUGCCGCGAGAAGUGCCGCCACGAUUUCGCUGCCAGCAGGACCAUAAAGUGCUACUGAAGAGGGGUCAGCCACCACUGUCCUCUAUGCUGCUGGGGGGAGGAGGAGGGGAUGGCCCCAAUGCAAACAUGGCUGCUGUCUCAGGUGAGUGUUCACAAAGCUUGGAAAAACAAGUGUCCAAAAAUGUGUUUUCUUGUUCCGUCUCCUAGCUCAGUUCUCUUGUUGGAUUUGCUUUUUUGUAGAUUCUGGUGCAGCUGCCUCCUCAUUGACCCUCACCUCAUCAUCAGUUGCUGCUUCUACUACUACUACUUCUAAUUAUGCAAAUUCCAUGUGGGGGACGAGCUCAAGCAGCCAGGCCUCCUCUCAGGGCAGGGAGAAGGUGAUUGUCGAUGGUAAUGACCUGGAGGAGUGGCCUAGCAUUGUUGGCAGCGAUGGGGGAGGAGCUUCUUUCACCGGGGCUGGAGGAGGCAGCAGCAACAACGGAAUGCCUGUGAACAGCGUUAGUGCCUCUGGCAACCAAUCCUCACCCACUUCCUCGUUCUCUUUGCCCAAUGAAUGUAUGCAGUCGUCCAACGGUGUGGCGUGGGGGAUGGCUGCCUCCCAGGGUCACCUUGGAGGAGGAAGUGCAGUAGCUGGGCCUCUGCUACAACAGUCCUCCUCACUUUCCAAAGCCUCCACUGUGCCAGGAAGCCAUGAUGCCAGUGGCCCCGUAGAUGGCAGCAGUGGUGUUACAGGUGCCAACUUCAAUCCAAAUGCCAACCCUUCAGCCUGGCCUGCCCUGGUUCAGCAGGAUGGGCCUGCUGCUGCUGGGGAAGGGGGUCCGUCUUCCUUCCAUCACCAGGGCCCUGGAGGGUCUUUGUCUGCCAACAACUCUGCUUCCCUGGGCCUGGGGCUGGGAGGUGGGGCAGUCGGGGUGCUGGGGGGUCACCCACCUUUAUCUGUGAAUCAAUCAAACCCUCAUCAGCGCCAACUUCACCAAAUGCAAUCCAGAGACAGAGAGAUUGGAGGGGGAAAGUGGGACAGCGAAUCAGCGGGACCAAAAAUUGUAGGGGGGGAAGGCAUUGGGGGAGGAAUGGACUGUAGUGUGGGAGGAGGCGAGAUUAGUGUGGGAGACCACAGCCUCGGCUCUUCAUGGAGAAGCCAGCCUUCUUACCCUGCAGCUAACUCCAAAACGGGUGCCUCAAGAACUGAUGGUUGGGAGGGUGGAAGCGGUGGAGCAGGGGGCUUCGGAGCUGCUGAAGGGGAUAAUGGGACUUCGGGUUGGGGAUAUCCAAAUUCCACUAGUGGUGUUAGUGCUUGGGGCAGUGCUGGAACUGGGGGAAAUGGUAGUCAAACCUCCGGAGCAUCUCAGGGAGGGUGGGGGUCAUCAGGAGUUGGAGUGGACAGAGGGGUUUCCGGUGGUGAUUGGGGUGGUAACCCCACUAGCAUUGGUGGAGCUAAUACUGGAGGUGAGGGGAUCGGUGGAGCUUGCAGCAGUAACAGCAGUAGUAGUGGAGGCAGCACAGCUGGCAACCCUCCUGCUGUCUCCUCCUCUCCCUCAACCGCCACUACUAUGACCAGAGCCUGGGACAAUCAGAAGGGAGAAGGGGACACAGGGGAAUGGGGUGGGGGAUUAGAAGGACAGGGAGCACAGGGGGGAUCUUCAUCCAGUGGUGGAAACUCCAGGAGUGGGAGUGGCAGCAGUCAAAGUCGCUCCCGUCGCCCGGCUCCUAAUGCUGAAGCUGCCUUACAGAGCCUGCUCAACCGGUCUGAUCUGGACCCUCGGGUUCUGUCCAACACAGGCUGGGGCCAAACACAGAUCCGACAAAACACAGCCUGGGAAUUUGAAGAACAGGGGGGACAGAGUAAAAGUGGGUCGUCAUCAUCAGCUACAUCCAAACAACCGUCUUCUCUUGGUGGUUCUUCUCAGUAUUCCAGUGGGCCCAGGACCCAAAUCACUGAUUCUGUAGGUCCAGGGGUCAGUCCUUCUCUGGUUCCUUCAGCUGGGUCCUCUGGAGAGGGCUGGGAGAGCAGCAGCAACAGUAGCAGUAGUGGGGCCUCUUUGUCUGGGAGAGCCCCACCACCUUCAGGCUCCAACAUGAGGAAUCUUGGCGUCUCUCAAUCUGGGCCAGUGACCGCAACAGGGUCUGGUAUGGGGUCAGGGGUAAUUCCAGCACAUAGCCAGCAAGGGAAGGCUUCAGGCUGGGGUGGAGGAGGGAUGGGGGCUGGUGAUGGCCAGGAGUCCAAGGGUUGGGGAAACGAGGAAUGGAGAGAUAGUAGAAGUGGAGGAUCUGGAGGUGGAUGGGGUGAUCCUUCUCAACAGGGUGACCCAGUGAGUGGAGGCUGGGGAGGAAGUCAAGAGGAGAAAGGGACAGGGGGUUGGAAAGACAUGGGAGGGAGUGGAGGAGGAAGUGGGUGGGGAUCAGGGCAGAAGGCCGGGGUAGGUAGGGACUGGGGAGAGCAACUGUCCAAAUCAAAUAGUGGAGGAAGUGGAUGGGAGGAUGAGAGGAACAAUGGAGGAAACUCAGGUGGGGAUUCAGGUGGGGGUGGUUGGGGGAGUUGGGAUGAUGGUGCUCCACGUCGAACCUGGGGAGCAGGGGGCACUGGGGGAGGAGGUAGUGGAGGAGGGGGGGUGGGUGUUGUCGGGGGCAUGGGGUCCAAACCCAAUCAAAGUUGGAGUGGAGGAAACAAAAUGCACCAGAUGCCAAACAGCCAGCCGGGCUCCAUCACAGGCCCGCAGGCACAACUGCAACAGCAACAAUCACAGCCCCGCAAUCAGCAUCCACAGCGGCAGCAAACGCUGGACCAAGGGGCUAUGCAAGGGGGCAGUGGGAGAAAACCAAUCUCUCAGGCCCAGAAUCAGAACCAAAGCUCAGGCUGGACCUCGGGGCCAAUCCCUGGUGGUUCUUUAGGAAGUGGAAGUGGAUCUGAACCAAGCGGUUGGGAGGAACCCUCGCCGCAGUCUAUCAGCAGGAAGAAUGAGAUCGAUGAUGGAACAUCAGCAUGGGGAGACCCAACCCAUUACAAUUACAAGCCGGUUAACCUGUGGGACAAGAACAGUGCCCCUGUUGGCCAGCAGCCUCACAGCCAGAGUCAGGCUCAACAACAACAACAGCAGCAGCAACAGCAACAGCAGGGACCUCCAAUUCAACAGCAGCCCAGCAGGCAGGCUGCAGGGCUCGGAGGUAGCAGAGACUUUAACACUGGCCAAGGACCUGCAAAAACUCCAUCCAUUGGUAAGAAGUUACACAAAAGUCAACCUGAAGUAAACCAAUUGAUAUUACAGUUGUUUCUUUUUGGUUGAAAGUGGUUGCAGAUGCUUCACUUCAGUAGUUAGUGAUGUUUUUGUCAAGUGUUACUUAUGACUGUCUGCACUGUCCAGACUGAGUUUGUCUGAGUUAAAAUUAAAUGAUCUUCUUUGUUAUACUGUGACUGGAGAGAGGACGCUUUGAUUUUAGACCACUGUGCUAAAAAAUAUAGCUAAUAACUUUUCAAAAAAAAGUGCAGGAGGAAGAGAGUAGCCAAAGCUCUUGGUACUUUUUGACCCCUGUGCACGAGAAUCAUUACCCUAUAAGCAUGCAGCAACUUCUGACCUCUCUAAAAGUGUAGACUUUGACUAAUUGAGUGAUAAAGCGGCGUUUCUCCUCAAAGAGUCCAUUUAUUUCAUCGAUACCUGUAUCAUCUGUGUGUCUAAAGGUCCUUCAGGUUGGGGUGGAACCUCUCCAACUAGUCCCACAGUAGACAAUGGCACGGCAGCUUGGGGAAAACCUACUGAAACCCCUACUGGCUGGGGAGAACCUGAUGAUGCUGGAGGAAAGAAUACAGGGUGGGGAAACCCUUCUCCUAACCCCAUCAAAUCUGGUAAGCCAUUCAAACAAAGACCAGCACAUACAAUUUGAUUAUGAGGUUUGUGUCUGAAAUGCUGAAUUGAUACUAUAUUUAUGGCACUAGCAUACCUUGUAGUCAGCUACGACAAGAUGACAUUAAAGCCAGAUCUGUUCGUUAAUCUUCCAUGAAGUGAAAGUGCUUCAGGUCUUCUCUUUAUUCCCGCAGGUUCAAAGUCUAUGCAAGAUGGCUGGGGUGACAAAGACAGCUCUGUUGCUGCCUCACGUCACUCAAGUUGGGAGGAUGAGGAGGAAGGAGGCGGCAUGUGGAACAGCACCGGCUCCCAGGGAAGCAGCUCGUCUUGGGGACAGGGGAGCAACGGGGGAUGGGGACAGAGCCAGGCUGUGAAGAAGCCCAGCAGCAAGGUGGGUGACUGGUCUUGGUUGAAGAACAGAAAGAGACUUUAUCAUAUGUUGGUAAUAAAUCUUUAAGGUAAACCAUGGUCCUGCUGCUCACAAGUUUACAUUCCCUGGCAGAAUUUAUGAUUUCUUGGCCAUUUUUCAUAGAGUAUGAAUGAGACGAGAAACUUUUUUUUCACUAAUGGUUAGUGGUUGCGAUGAAGCCAUUUAUUGUUAAACAAUCGUGUUUACUCUUUUUUUAAUCAUAAUGACAACAGAGGCAUCCAAAAUGACCCUGAUCAGACGUUUACAUACCCAGGAGAUUGUCAUUCAUAUUCUCAGAAAAAUGCCCCAAAAAAAUCACAAAUUCUUCGAGGGUAUGAAAACUUACGAGCACAACUGUAUUCUACAGAGACCUGUCAAAGGGUCAAAGCCCAAAGUGGAGGGUUUCGUUUAUUUUUUCCAGUCUUGGAAAGCAUUUAACUUCUUCAUCUUUCUCCUUUGUCAAAUCAUUGCUCUUGCCCACUUUGUGUCCGUCCCACAGGGUCCACUGAAGACUGGAGGAGACUCAUGGAUGAGCCCCAUCAACAGACAGUUCUCUAAUAUGGGACUGCUGGUAAGACUGAACAUUUUCCAAUCUACUCAUAUCACUGACUAAGGGUGCUGACAUGAAGGCUUUAAGCACAUUCGUAUGGUAUGAAUACAAUCUCACUGAUGAUGACGGUUGUUUUUUACUCUCAACAGAACGAUGAUCCCAGCGGACCCAACAUGGACCUGGCUCCGGGUUCGCUCCAGGAGAAGAAGAUCGAUGUGGAUAAAAGAGGCAUGAUGAUGAAUGAUUACAAUGGAGAUCUGAGAAAGGGAGGAAGAGGAGGAGGUGGAGGGGGGAUGACUUAUCGUCCACCUGGUUCCAAAGAGGCAGUACCUGGGGAUGCUGGGUCUUACUAUGAUAAGGUAAUAAUACCUCACUGCUGCCUCAGCUUUUUCUUGUCUCUUAUGUCUCUCACAUGUCCAGAUAACAUUUUGUCCUUUUCACUACUCUUUAUUUCCCUCUGUGAUUCUGUCUUUUUUCCUCGGCUUCCCCUGUCCCUCCUGUCUGAACCUUCCCUUUUAUCCCCCCUUCACCAACUCUCAAAUUGGUCCUCUAUUGGCUGUCUCUGUGGCAGACCUUGCCUUUGACCAAUCAGGAUUGGUGCCUUGGGGAAGAGGGUCCUUACUCUCUGUACUCACCACCCACUGUCUACAAGCCCCAUUCCCUCUUCAACCACACUGUCCCCUUUAGACAAGUAAGAUAACCUCUCCUCCUGUUUCUGUCCUACCAUUGUAACACUCGGUUCUUGUAGUUUUCUGUUUCCAAAAGAUAACCGCUCGAUAACACCUCCAGUUCUUCCUCCACGUUGAGCCGUUUCUCUUUGAUCUGUUUGUUAUUCAUAUCCGCUCUGUACUUUGACGGGUCCCCUUAUGGUUUCAUUUUCCAUCCUCCAUCACAGGGCGGCCACAGUAUCUUUGGCAGUGGAGGAGGGAUGGCUCCGUCAAGACACCAGCCAAGUGUCCCACCCCUAAACCAGUCCCCAGGGAUACGAGCGCAAGUGCCUCAUCAGUUCCUGUCACCUCAGGUAACGAGUGCUUCUGCUUUUAUUUCUGUGAUCUGAAUUCUCUCCGGCAGUCUGCGCGCUCACACUUACAUAGGCUCAGGAAGUAUGUGGGCUGACAGUCUGUCUGUGUCUCUGUGUUACAGUGAGUCAUCCUUACUGUUUGUUUUUUUGUUGCUUAGUGACCAAUUAAAUGCAGAGUAACUUCAACUUUAAUUUUUUUUUUUCAACUUGUGGCAAAGCAAACCUUUAUGCCACUUUUGCUCGUCUUCUGCUUGGGAUUUUCUGAUGUUUUAAUAUCAGGUGGCUUUUAUAGAGAAAUAUUGCACCCCUAGGAAAUGAAGUAUUUCCUCCAUUGAGAUCAUUGCUGAAUCAGUCACAUGCAUGGGGUCAAUCAAGUAUCUCACAGGCGUGUUUUCCUGCGGGGAGUGUUCUUCCUGAUAAUGAUCUGCUUGUUGUGUACAUGGUGUAUGUUUGUCAGAUAAGUCCCAGGGGUGCAAAAACACUCAACCAGACAUUGAUCGUGAUUAAUCACCCGCCUCUGAGGAACACAAAGUAAAACACAUUUUACAUUCACUGAUUCAAGGUCGUUACUUUUUAACACCGUCUAAUGAGCACAUGAAAAAGAAUCAGUGUUAUGUGUGGAGGAGCAGCAAGCAAAUGGUUGUCGCUUAUUGUGACAGUACCAAAGCGUUUCUGUGGUAACAGGUGUGCCUGCCUGCCGUUGUGUCUGUCUGCAGGUGCCAGGCUCCGUGCUAAAGCAGAUGCCCCCUCCCAGCGGGAGCGUGGGGGGUGUCGGCAGCGUGGGAGGGAUGGCAGGACUGGGGGGAGGUGUGUUCCCUCCGCAGCUGUCCCCCCAGCAUAUCGCCAUGCUCAGCAGCAUCUACCCACCGCACAUCCAGUUUCAGUUGGUGAGAAGCAAAUAUACUGUCCACCUCUACACAUCAGUCUAGGGCAGUGGUUCUCAAGUCCAGUCCUCAAGGCCCACUGUCCUGCAUGUUUUGGAUGUUUCCCUGCUCCAACACACCUGAUUCAAAUGAUUACCUCAUUUUUAAGCCAUAACAGAGCUUGAUAACGAGCUGAUCAUUUGAAUCAGGUGUGUUGGAGCAGGAAAACAUCCAAAACAUGCAGGACAGUGGGCCUCGAGGACUGGACUUGAGAACCACUGGUCUAGGGUUUUGUCCCACAUCUGCUGAGUCUGGAAACAGUUUGAGAAAUGAUUUGAUAAAGUCUUAUGUGAUUUGGAAAAGCACAAAAUAAAGAAAUACAGAGUAAUGUGAAAAUCAGUUUUCUAUACUUGUAAUUUUUAAAAGUCAAGUACAGCAAAUCUUCCAGAUAUACCAGGGCCUGUAUUUGUCAUCUUACCUAAGGCACCAGGCCUUUAUAAGAAGCAGGCUUCUAUAAUUGACCAGCCUUUAGAUCUAUAUAUCUUUUUCUAUAUAUUUUUUUUAUUUAUGCCAAGUGCUUAUUGAUUGAGAAGUAUUCUUAUUUACAUAUUACAGGGUUUCUAAACAGUUGGAAUUCCCAUACUUUUCCAUACCCUACUCUUUAAUUUUUGGAAAUACCUACGUUUCUAUUUUUAGAAAACAGUAUUUUAGAACUGUGGUAAUAGUCUGGAAACAUAGGUAUUUUUCCAUACUUUAUUUCUCAUUUACCAUACUUUUUAAGACCUGGAAAUUGAUCAAACUACUUCCAUACCAUUCUUUCCAUACUUGCCUAGGAACCCUGAUAUUAGUACAAAGUGAGGAGCAGGUUCAUACGGAGAUUUGUGCCCACUGAGUGAAAAGUACCUUAUGUGCCAGAUCUGAUUGCACUCAUUUAAAUCAGCAAUCAUGAAUUUAAUUGGUGCAAAUACACUUCUUUCUGUGUAAAUGCCUCCAUAACAAAAUUCACCUAAAUCACUAUCCUGUUGCUGAAGCCUUUGUGUGAAAUUUUAACCAUUUGCACUGAAGGAUUUAAAACUCUUCAAUGAUCAGAGCAACAAGCCUUCAUCUGGAUGGCCAAGAAAUAGUGUAUCUGACCUCAGAGUCUAUUACAAUUACUUGUACAAUUAGCCUAACCCCACACACGCAGGCUGUACCAUUCACACAACAGAGCACUUAUUUAUAUAUCUAUUCAUUUAAGGAGCUGCUUUUUGCUUGCUUAUUCUAGGGUGUAAGGUGGUAUAGUCCCAUCUGUCAUGAAUCAAUUCCACAAUAAAAUGGAAAGGACUUUACCUUCCAUCAAGCUCUCUCCAUAUAAAGUGUAUGUAAAGGAUAUAGUGCUGCAAGGACAAAAGAGCACAGAGCAGAUGUAAUCAGCCACAAUUAAAAUGCAAAACUGGAUGAAAUGCCUAGAGGUGGCCUCUGAUGUAGUUCUCCCCGUAUCUGAUGUUAUAAUUGUACAGAAAGUGAAGCUGUUUUAUUAUCAUAGAAAACUUACCAGGAUGUUGGUCUUUAUGAUAGAAAUGUGAAAGUGCCCCAGCCAGUAAUUGAAAGCUGGCUUUCAUUGACUUGUAAAGGUCACAAUUCUGGUUAUAGUAAGAGACCUCACCGCAGUUUAAAUACCGGGUCUUUGAGGUUUUUAUAGUAAUCAAGAAUUUCUCUGACUGUAGCUGUUCAGAGAGGAAGGAUUAUGUUCCCAGUGUCACAUCUGUUUUCAGGAAACACACUCAACAUCUCAGACUCUUUGAUCAAAUACAUAAAGCAGAUCAAUAAACAGGGCAGCCCAAACAAUCACACUUGGGCUUCACAUCAUUAAGUUGACACAUUGUUUUAUUGGUGUACCCUAUAUUUCUGACUCAUCUGUAAUCUUACAUGUCCUUCGUUUCUUUUUCCGGGCCAUUCUGCCGGUGUAUGCACAGGCUUGUCAGCUCCUCCUGCAGCAGCAGCAGCAGCCCCAACAGCAGCCACAGCAGCUCCUGCAAAACCAGAGAAAGUUCACACCAAAUGUGCGGCAGCAGGCCGACCCUCAGCAGGUACAGACAAACACAACAUUUCACUGGCUCCUUCACUUAUUGACAGCCUCCUUCCUGACCACCUAUUUGUCGCCUGUCCUCAGCUGGCCAGGAUCAUGGCGGUGCUACAGCAGCAGAGGCAGCAGCAGCAGGUCGGGGGUUUAGGUGGCAGCUCCAAACUCUCCCCCUCCCACCAUGGUGGAGGUGGUCCCAAACUGCCCGGGGCUGAUCCCCUGCCCCAUCCAGGGCUGGCAGGAUCUAUGGCUGACCUGCAUCAGAAAACUCUGGGGCCUUAUUCUGGUGAGGGGCUGUCUCUACCCUCGUUUCCCGCUCAUAUAUGUCAGUGUAUUUGAAUGAGCGACAAUAGAAAUGUUUUUACUUUGAAUUUAAAAUAAUUGUUUCCUCAGGUUUCAGUUCUGGAGUGAAUCUACCAGGUCUGGACUUGGGCAGCCCUGUUGUGGGGGGUCCUGGGGGCAUGAAGGACUAUGGCGGUCAGAAGUCCCGAUUCAAAUGGAUGAUGGAGGGACAGUCAUCUCCAGACACCUCCUCACCAGAGAACGCAUUCCACAAAAACGGUGAGAUGAUCUGUGUGUCUGGGGUUUGAUAAGACAUGGAGGAGCAUGGUGUCAUGGUGGAGUGUUAAGAGAAUUAGGUGUGAAGUCACUCGGUAAAUCACAGUGCAAAGGAAAUGUGUUGUUUAGUGAUGGAACAUACAUCAUCCAUCCUCCAGGUCCUGUCACCCCAAUGAAGAUGCCAGGGGGCUCGCCCUACUCUCAGUACGACAUGAUGGUUGGAGACGGGCUCAGUGACAACUGGCAUCGCACCCCUGGAAACAAGAUGGGUGCUAAGCCAGCGCCCACACCCAGCUGGCCUCCUGGUUAGUGCAAGUUCUCAUUCAAGCAUUAAUCUGAGCUGUUUCACCUUCAAGGGAACAGUCCAGGUUGCAGUGGUAAACCAAAGACCACAUCAGUCUGCUACAUGUUUUCCCCUAACUCUCUACUCCGGCUUUUCUUGUCUCUCUUUUCGGUCACAGCUCCUCCUUUUUAGGAGUUUAAUUUAAAACUUCCCCCAAUUGAGAGUUUGUGUAUUUUUCCUUUUAUAGAGUUCCAGCCAGGCGUGCCCUGGAAGGGAAUUGAUCGUGUUGACCCUGAAUCUGACCCCUACAUGACCCCAGGAAGCAUGAUGGGAAAUGCAGUGUCCCCCAACCUCAAUGAUACUGAGCACCAGUUGUUACAAGAUAAUACAGGUAAAAACAUAAUAUAACUCUGUUUUCUACGAAAGAGGAUUAGGGCCAGGAGGAGAGAAGAAAAUCAUUACAGGAGGGUGAUUUUUGUAAAUUUCCAUUUUGAGUUAAAAGUCAAAAUUUUAAAAAGUCGAAACUUUGAGAUUAAAGUCGAAAUUUCGAGAUUGUAAAUGUUGAAAUUUCGUGAAUAGUGUUGAAAUAUUGAGAUUUGAAAAAUUCAAAUUUGAGAUUAAAGUCGAAAUUUCAGGAUUACAAAAUGUUGUGAAUAAUUUGGAAAUUUCAACUUUAAUCUCGAAAUGAAAUUAAAAAAAUUUCCCUCCUGUUUGUUUGUUUUUUUUUGUUUUUUUUUUGUUUUUUCUCUUCUUGUGGCCCUAAACCUCUUUCCGAGUUUUAAGUGUCUUGUCAGGUUGCAGCAGCAAAUAUUUUUUCUCUUUGUCUUUAUAACUCAGACCUCUUUUUGUCUGUCCAAACUGCUUCUCUUUUUUGCCAAUUCCCUAAAGUAUAUACUAACACUGAUUCUCUUCGGUAAAUAUUUGUUACAUUUGUGUCUGAAAAUUUUUUGAACAUGGUUUCUGUGGGUGAUUGUUUGCAGAUUCCACCCCACCCCUCAACACCUUGCUGCCUUCACCUGGUGCCUGGCCCUACAGUGCCUCAGACAGUCCCCUGAACAACGCACACAACUCAGGUACCCGCAGAAAAACACAUUCACAGUCACAUUCUGGGGCUGGUGUUAAUUUGGGCCAAUCAAAAUUGUAUCUGCUACUUUUUUAUUUUUGGUCAUGAGUUUGAGAUGUGUGUGUAUCUAUCUACAGUUGUGUACUGGUUUUCAUUGUAUGAACUUCUCCGGAUCAAACUUGCUUUCUUAUCACCCCACAGCAAAGUACACAGACUACAAGACCAGCUGGCCCCCAGAGCCAAUUGGCCCCAAGUCCUGGAAAGCCAGCCGUGGCAGCAGCCAGUCACAGCUGUCCCGCCCACCUCCAGGGCUAGCCAGUCAAAAGCAGCCGUCGCCUUCUCCUUGGUCUGGAGGAACUCCUCGAUUGGCUGGCCGUAGCUGGGCUGGGAGCUCAAGCACCACCGGUAAUGCCCCAAUACAUUCUGUAUGUUGCUAUGAGUCCAUGUAUAUUUGAUUUUGAGGAGCAUUAGUGUAAGCAGGAAAGAAAGUUAUUCAUCAUUUAGCUAAGGGGCAAAACAGAGUAAGAUAGUGUUUACUGUGAGUGUGGAAAACUCACUCAGGUUUUUCUGUUUGCUCUCCUCGCAGGCUCGACCUGGAGUGAUGGCAGCUCUCGGGAAAGCUGCUGGUUGGUGCUCAGCAACCUCACACCACAGGUAAACACACAGACGUAUUAUACAACAACUGCUUCAGCUAGUAGAGGAGAAAAACAUUGCACCUUCUUGUAGAGCUGUAACCAUUUUUUUAGCUUAGUUAACUCACAUUGUACUUGCACUGAAAGAGAAAAAAGUAAACCCACACAGAGCAGAGUCUUUCACAGCCCAAACACACGAGUCCGACAUUUGUCUCACCAUCAUCUAUUUUGUUUGUUCCUGCAGAUUGAUGGCUCCACUCUGAGGACCAUCUGUAUGCAGCAUGGCCCUCUGCUGACCUUUCACCUUGGCCUGACCCAGGGCACCGCUCUGAUUCGCUACAGCUCCAAACAAGAGGCAGCCAAGGCCCAGAGCGCACUGCACAUGUAAGAUUCAGUCUGUUGUUCUCAUACACCUGAAAAUUUCAAAUGUUUGGAAUAACUAUGCGAUUAUUAAUACACUCAAGUUUUGUUCAGUGACUCUCUGACCUCUUGUUCUUACCAGGUGUGUUUUGGGUAACACCACCAUCUUGGCCGAGUUUGUGAGUGAGGAGGAUGUGGCUCGCUACAUUGCACAUUCCCAGGCAGGAGGAGCAGGGACCGCUGGAACCACAGCCAGCUCUGCAGGCUCCGGGCCUACAGCCGCCUCCACCGUGGGGGCCAACGGUAACGGAGGGAGCUGCGAGAGAGUCGGCGCGGGAGGCAGCGGCGGGGGAGGAGCAGCAGCAGACGGAGGCUCCACAACCGGGGUAGCAGGAAGCGGAGGAGCCGGGCAUUCCAGCUCAGGGUGGCAGAGUCUGGACAGCACAGGCAGCUCAUCGGACCAGCCUGCCACCCAGGGCUCCGGGCUGAGCGUCUUCGCCCAAUGGAGCAGCAACGGGGCCGGGGUGGGUUCGACCGGAGGUGUGGAGACAGGAAGGCAGGGUCUGUGGGGGGGCAUGGGCGGGAUGAGCGGGGCGGGGUACCCUGGCAGUACUCUCUGGGGUUCCCCGGCACUUGAAGAUUGUCACCAGAUGGGCAGCCCUGCCUCACUGCUGCCAGGGGACCUGCUGGGAGGGGGGUCGGACUCCAUCUGAAAGGGCCAACUGACACACACACACACUUACACACAUAUACACACACAUAUAUUGACACACACACACUCAAGUUUACCCCUAAGUUGUAGUACAUAUUUGUCACUGUAUUUAUUUACACAUGAAUAUUGAAAUAAAGCUACACUGGUUAGCAAAAAAAGUAGACGGUCAACAAUCUUACAAACACACAGACUACAUGCAGUACAUGUACACAUACUUGCACACGUUAACAUUAAGCCGCUUAACUUUAAAUGAAGACAACAGUAAAACUUGAACCGGGGAAAAAGGUGAAAUCCAUUAAACUCUUAGGACUCAACUGGAUAGUUCUUUGUCUUUUUACUCCAAAUCUCACCAUCUGCAUUCAGAGACCCGAUCACUCAGGCAUGCACUGUAGACAGGCUCAGCCAGAGUCGUACACAUCAACAAGUUUAGCUAUUGCUGUUUUUAGUGUGCCACAAAUUAUUAUUCUUUUCUUUCGUAUUGCUAUUUAAUGGUCGAAUCUCAAAGUCAGACUUGCAGACUGAGCCCUUGUAGACCUGGCUGGCUUACUUCUGAGUUCUCAUGUUCGGAUGUUUGAGAGUGGGGAAGGAUCUGAAGUUUGUUGAAAUUUUUCGGGACAGCGCCACACUACUGAGUCAAACGGACUAUCAGCAACCUUUUGAGGUCUGGAAAAAGGAGAGUGUUUUUAAGUAGGUACUCACACCUCUACCUUGGUGGGAAUAUGCCAUCAACAUGGGACCCAGGGUAAAAUAAAAAAAAAAUAAAAAAAUGAAACAAAAACAACAUUAGCCAAACUUGCACUAUAUGCCUCUGGGUUUGUUGUUGACUCAUCCUCCACAAAUCCCUCCAUGUUUUAAAACAGAGCUACAACACAACUACACAGACCUUACUGGACGACUUAAUGUUACAACAGCAGUGGCCUUGGCUAACACCCAGCGGCCACCCGCCUGCCAUGUCAGCAGCAUCACACCUUCUCAUCGGUUACACUCUGCUCUUAUAUUUGACAAGCAAAAUUGUAACUCCUUGUUGAUGUAUGUCGGUUGUUUAUCAUUUUUUUUCUUCUGUUUUAAAAGAAAAAGAGAAAUGUGUGAAACUUUGUGAAAAUCCAGAGAUGUCCUUUUUUUGCCCUUCAAACACUGACCUCGCUAUUGUAUUUUUUCUUACUCGAGAAAUCAAGUUGGUUAUUAUAUAUUGUCAUGAUGUUAAUGAUGACUAUGAUCACUUAUUUACUCGCUGUACAAGGUGCCCUCCUGCCUGCCUGUGUGUGCAUGAAAGGAGUGAUGAUGACAGUAUGACCGAAUGGAGAAGAUGUGAUGAAGAUGAUGAUGACGAUGAUAUCAGGAGUGUCUGUGUUAUUGCUACAAUGUUGAAUGUUUUUUUUUUUUCUUUCUUUCUUGUCCAUGAGAGAUUCAUGAGAAUCAUUUGAGCGCAUUGGUUGGUUUGUUUGUCUGUGUGUGGUUGCUUUUGAACACUUAUCUGCUCCAGUCAGGGAAGUGAAUAGAUGUUAAUCUGACAGCUUGCAUUUAAGAGAGAAUUUGUGUGCGAGUGUUGUGUGGAUGUGUUUCGUGCGUGUGUGUGCUGGACGGUGUGUAAUAGCUAAAAAGUUCAAAAACAUUGGCACUAUUGCAUAUGUCUCUUAAGUUGUGUUUUUAGCAGCAUUUUUUUUUUCUGUUUGUAAUUUUUUUUUUCUGCCAAAUGCAAUAAGAGAAUAUUUUGUUUUUAAGACGAAGCAACCAACUGAAGGCAUUUCUAUUAAGAUGCCAAAUCCUACCAUACCAAGCUGAGCUGGAACAGUGUUUUACAGACACGUUAAAGACAUUACCUGUUAUAUUUUACUGUUUGUUUUUGUUUUUUGUUUUUUUCUGUUAUUGUGUAUCAGUUUAAAUUAAGUCAGUCUUUAUUAUCACUCCUGUUCAGGAUGUUUUCAUUUGUUUCAGAUGUUACAGAAAGGAGAGGAAAUUAAUUUAAAGCAGAAAAGAACAAGAUAAUAAAGGUUGAAUUGAAGUCUA